This is a messenger RNA of Parnassius apollo (apollo), 465 nucleotides long. The record is from the annotation of a GenBank genome assembly. Lineage: Eukaryota; Metazoa; Arthropoda; Insecta; Lepidoptera; Papilionidae.
AUGGCUCGAUUUCUACAAGAAGUGAGAAGCAAAAGGAUUCUUAGCGAACUUCAACAAGAUAAUUUGGUAACAAACCUAAGACAUUCUACUGCUGAGGAAAAUGAACAGAUAUUUAUACAUCAACACGAAAUGUCUGAAAAUAACAUAAACACGCCUUUUUCUGGCAAUUGCUGUAGUCCUGAACAAAGCGAUCUCAACCCUAAUGCCAACCCAAAGGAAGCUAUCAACGCCACCAUCAAUGUUUUAAGUCCACCAGAAAUCUGUAGCUUUGAACCCACAGAAAUCCUUGACAAUAAUGAUUACGAAUCUACUUCUUUAUAUUCAAGCACUCGUCGUCGUCUCGUAGUAAGGUCUUGGUCAUUAUCUGAUUUAACGCAUGAUACAAACAAUAUGAUUAGUUCCCUAAAAAAGUCGCCAUCGGUUCCAGCGUUGUUGGACUGUUCAAGCAUGGGUAAAAAAGAGUGA